AUCAAGUGAUGAGUGUUUGUAUUUCUGAUGCUUUGAGGCCAGCUCACAACCCUCCCUCCACGUAAUAUUCAGGAUGUUUGGGAAGGGGUAUUUUGCUUUUAAUAGGGUGGCGUAGUCACAAAGCUUUAAAGAAAUAAGUGAGUGAAUCGUCUGUGGUAAUAGCACCAUACUCCGGACGGGGCACAGUGACGAAGUUCACAUCUAUUUUUAAGCCUGCCUGGCAGCAUGUAGGUGCAGAACAGAGCCCACGACCCUGUUUGCUGUUCUGCAGCCAUGGACAUGGCUGCUGUCUCUGUUCCAGUUCACCAUCUGAGCUGUUUUUUCUGCCUAACGAAUACUAUGGGAAGACAGAGAAGCCUCAAGCUGUUUUGAAGAUUGUGCAAUGAUGCUUGGGAGCCUACCUGCUUUUGCUUGAGUGCUUUCCUCACUCAUAUUUCACAGGAUGCGACAGGAAGGGAAAUACAAUCGAAUCCGACGGCCGUGGUAAAUUUGACUCGAAUUCUUCGUAUGCCCUGGGGCUGAGUUAAUUCGUUCAGCCGAGGCGAUUUCAUGCCAGAAUGCAAUCCUCAAACAAGAAGGACGAUUGCUCUGCCUAUGGCACGCAUAUGCAUGGUGCCUGCCCGGCAGAUCGGCUGCUGCGACAGAGAGCCAUGAACCACCCCAGACACAUGGGCAAGAUAAAGAAGAGGCUGGAGGAUAUCAAGAACCAGUCCCUGAAGUUGACAAAAGUGGACUUCAGCCACAACGAAAGCAUCAGAUUGGCCACCGACGCCUUCUUGGAUGGUGGGACAGACUCUUACCUGGAAACUCUAAGCAAAGAGGGUGAGGUGGAUUUCCUCUCCUCGGUGGAGGCUCAGUACAUCAAGGAUAACGCCCGCGAGUCUUUCUAUGCACAGGAGUCCCCGGGCGCCGACGGGGCAGCCGCGCCGAAGCAGAACGACGCCGGCUCGCUGCCGUCGGGGACCUACUUCCCCACCAUUUCUGACAGCAGCGAGCCGGCUCUGCUCCACACGUGGAUUACUGCAGAGAAACCCUAUUUGAAGGAAAAAUCCACGGCCACUGUGUAUUUCCAAACAGAGAAGAACAGCAACAUUAGAGACAUCAUACGCCGCUACAUCCACAAGACCACUCAGGUGUUGGCCAUUGUGAUGGAUGUGUUCACAGACACUGAGAUUCUCUGUGACCUGCUGGAGGCAGCCAACAAGCGCAUGGUCUUUGUUUACCUGCUGCUCGAUCACAGCAGCGUAGAUCUCUUCUCGGAGAUGUGCGACAAGCUGCAGAUUUCUGAGGAUCUCUUCAAGAAUAUUUCAGUCCGCAGUGUUACUGGAGAGGUUUACUGUGCCAAGUCAGGCAGGAAAUUUUCAGGAAAAAUUCAAGAAAAAUUUCUUAUCUCUGACUGGAGAUAUGUGCUUUCUGGAUCUUACAGCUUCACGUGGCUCUGUGGCCAGGUGCACCGCAACCUCCUCUCCAAGUUCACGGGCCAGGUUGUGGAGCUGUUUGACGAGGAGUUCCGGCACCUGUACGCGCUGUCCAAGCCCGUGCGCGGCCCCCGGACGCCGCCGCGCAGCCUCCCGUUCCUGUUCAGCCGGAGCUGGGCGCCCCCGCGCAGCCUCCCCUACAGCGAGCAGGGCAGCGCCAACACCCUGUCCGACUUCAGCAGCCUCUCGGCCGGCAGCGCCCACCAGAGCAAGCAGGGCCCCAGAACGCUCAUGUUCAACAGCAACUUCAGCCCGCAGUCACCUCUGCAGCGAGUCAAUUCCUUCCACAGCUACAUGUCCUUCACUCCGCCCCCUCCGCAGCCUCCACAGCAGGCCAUCCAGCCUAACUACUACCAGCCGCACUACAUGGCCACCGAGAACGCCACCGCUCCCUAUAACAACAUGAACAUGAACAUUUACAGACCUAUAAGGCUCAGGCAAGAGGAACCGAACAGGACGGGGUUAAGCUCAUCCUGGAGAUGCCUCCACAAAGCUAACCUGUUUGCAUAAUAACCACCUUGUUUGGAAAUCCAAGUAAAUGUAGUGAGGACCUGUUUAGCAAUCACUUGUGUACUGAUGAAUAUAGAAAUUCUGUAUAAUACCAAUGAGGAUGAUUUCAAGCCUCUUGUUUUGUUGCUUAUGGAUGCUUCAUUUCCCUGAUUAAAAAGCCAAGGCUGCUAAUGUGUGAACCUCAGGUGCAUCAGGAUCCCAGGAAGAGCACAUCUGAAUAGUGCUGCUCACACACUGCUGCUGCCUGUCACCCGCCCCUGGUGGCAUAUUCGUGUACCAGAAGGACAGUAACUGUUCCUUAUGUCCAGGCAACUGAAAGGGGGCAAUGCACAGUUUACAGCUAUGCAUUUUGUACACUUGAAUAAGGAGACUGAAGGCUGCUAUUUGUGGCAGCAGCAGGAUACCUUUGUGCUCUCAUCAGACGUUGAUCUUGAUUUAUGAGGGACUGUUUUUGGGCUGGCGGGGAAGCACAGGUCCUGCCACAGCACUCAGAGCUCUCUCAUUGAGCUGCACAGCAAGGAUGGCUGUUCCCAAGGAUUCUUAGGAAGGGGCCUGGUACCCUUGGCACGGACUGAGAGUGACAGUUCUGGCUGUGGGAGACACAUUCACCCCACGUCCAGUUCCACUCAUCAGCAACACGGGUGUGUCCCAGCACAGCUGGUUACAAAUCUCCAAUCCUACAGCUCAGAGCAACUUUCCUUAUGCAGAGCACAUGUGAAGGUUCAGACUGGAAAAUGAAGCUGAGUUAAAGAAGCAAAGUCCUGCUAGUAACACACCAGGACUGAGUUCCAGUUCUUUUAAUUGCACAUGGAUCUUUGAAAUCCUUUCUGUGGUCAUCUGAUUGAAGGUGAAGUUAGAGAUUCUGCCAAGUUCUUCAUGGCCUCUAAUUUUUAAAGAUAAACUGGGUGUCUGUAGUGCCCAUGGACUAGAGUUACAAAGGUUCAGCAGUAUGAACCAAACCUGAAGAACUUUCUGCCAAAAAAUCCAUGAAAACUAAGGAAGCUCUUGUAAGCAAAAGUAAGAAAAUUCAUGAAACAAAGGAUUUCUAUCCAAAGUUACCAAGAUGCCUAACAGCUGUUGAUUUAUCAGUAGAUUUUUUUGUUCCACACCUGCUUUGAAUCAUUUUUCAUAUGCCUCCAACAGAAAAGAGAACCCUAAACACAUUUGCACUUCUGGCCUGUUUUUCCUGACUUUUCACCUGCUUAAAAAGGAAUACAAUUUAAUUAUGUAGACUGUGGAUGAUGGUAACUGUAUGUGAAGGUGUAGAAGGUUUUUCAUCCUUGGAAGAGCAAUAAUUUUGGAAGGAUACCUGUAAAGUUUAAAGAACAUUAUGAAAGGUACAGGAUGGACACAUCCUGCUCUAGCUUCAGUAUGGGUGUUUUAACCAGUAAUACCAAAUUUUGGAGUCCAUAAUAAUAAUCAACUAUUGCAUACAAAUGUAAAUUCUGUACAUAGCAACAUUUUUUGGAUUCCUUGGGGAGAAGGGAAAUUUGAUUUUCAUUCCUAUGAUAAUUCUACUUAAUUAUCUGAAUAGAGCAAGAAUUUAAAUAAAAGAGAAUACUUUUUUCUUCA
This is a messenger RNA of Melospiza melodia melodia, 3560 nucleotides long. RefSeq names its product family with sequence similarity 83 member A (gene SACK1A). The record is from RefSeq and is a predicted model, not a curated record. Bases 558 to 1988 code for a protein of 476 amino acids. The transcript is spliced from 5 exons. NCBI's taxonomy places the organism in Eukaryota, Metazoa, Chordata, Aves, Passeriformes, Passerellidae. Gene Ontology annotation, biological process: epidermal growth factor receptor signaling pathway. Gene Ontology annotation, molecular function: protein kinase binding.